Molecule: messenger RNA, 1608 nt
Organism: Momordica charantia (bitter melon)
Lineage: Eukaryota; Viridiplantae; Streptophyta; Magnoliopsida; Cucurbitales; Cucurbitaceae
Product: glyceraldehyde-3-phosphate dehydrogenase 2, cytosolic
Biological process (GO): glucose metabolic process; glycolytic process
Cellular component (GO): cytosol
Molecular function (GO): NAD binding; NADP binding; glyceraldehyde-3-phosphate dehydrogenase (NAD+) (phosphorylating) activity
Source: RefSeq, a predicted model, not a curated record
CCAAGCAUUUGAAGGUGGACAUUGACCCACCACUUUCAGACCUUAAUUAUUUUGCCCACUUUCCAAGGCUCGCCAUUUCAACUACCUCUACGGGACCAUACAUUACCGUUCCGUUUUGUGCCAGUUAUCCCCUUAUUUCCACCGACCGCCGUUUCCUCUUUCUUGUCGCUUCCUUUUUCUCUGGAGUUUAAAACCCCUCGCAUUCUCAGUCAGUACUCACUCUGCACGCUUUUCACUUCUCGCCUUAUCUCUUGAAGUCGCCGCAGAUCUCCUCCCAAUGGCCAAGGUCAAGAUUGGAAUCAAUGGAUUUGGAAGGAUUGGGAGGUUGGUAGCGAGGGUUGCUCUGCAGAGAAACGAUGUUGAACUCGUUGCUGUUAACGAUCCUUUUAUCACCACUGAUUACAUGACCUACAUGUUCAAGUACGACAGUGUUCAUGGCCAGUGGAAGCACCAAGAUGUGAAGGUCAAGGAUUCCAAGACCCUUCUCUUUGGUCAGCAGGCUGUUACUGUUUUUGGCAUCAGGAAUCCGGAGGAGAUCCCGUGGGCUGAGACCGGAGCCGAGUAUAUUGUAGAGUCCACUGGUGUCUUCACAGACAAAGACAAAGCCGCUGCGCAUUUGAAGGGUGGUGCAAAGAAGGUUAUCAUCUCAGCUCCCAGCAAGGAUGCUCCCAUGUUUGUUGUGGGAGUCAAUGAGAAAGAGUACAAACCAGAACUUGAUGUCAUAUCAAAUGCUAGCUGCACCACCAACUGUCUUGCUCCUCUUGCAAAGGUAAUUAACGAUAGAUUUGGCAUUGUUGAGGGCUUGAUGACCACAGUUCACUCAAUGACUGCCACCCAAAAAACUGUUGAUGGACCGUCUAGCAAAGACUGGAGAGGUGGAAGAGCUGCUUCAUUCAACAUCAUUCCUAGCAGUACUGGAGCUGCCAAGGCUGUCGGCAAAGUGCUGCCUGCACUGAAUGGAAAAUUGACCGGAAUGGCUUUCCGGGUUCCUACUAUUGAUGUCUCGGUAGUUGACCUUACAGUGAGGUUGGAGAAGCCAGCGUCUUAUGAAGACAUCAAAGCUGCCAUCAAGGAGGAGUCUGAGGGGAAGUUGAAAGGAAUUUUGGGUUACACCGAGGAUGAGGUGGUGUCCACUGAUUUUGUUGGUGACAACAGGUCAAGUAUUUUCGACGCCAAGGCCGGGAUUGCCCUGAACGAAAAGUAUGUGAAGCUCGUCGCGUGGUACGACAACGAGUUAGGCUACAGUACUCGUGUUAUUGACUUGAUUGUUCACGUCGCAUCUGUCAAUUAAGAUAAGAUGCAUUCAUCGAGUGCCGGUAGCUUUCUCCUUCAGCUUUUCUUGAGGCUCCAUCCAUGAGUUGGGAAAUAAAAGAGUUUUCAGGCUUUUCUUUAUUCUGUGAACUUCCAUUUUCUGAAAGUUCUGUUCUGUGACUUCAAUUUUCACCCUGUAUUUUGUUCUUCAUGAGUGAAGAUAUCCAUGCUUUCAUUUAUAAUUCCCGUCGACAUAUUCGUAAAUUUGAGUUAUGGAUAUUGAGUUUUAGACUAUUGACGAUCCGAUGUUAUCUACUAUUUUGUUAGCAUUAUGAUAUCCAAGGAAAUUGGAUGUUA